This is a messenger RNA of Corythoichthys intestinalis (scribbled pipefish), 1341 nucleotides long. It is a transcript of the gene bub3, whose product is annotated as BUB3 mitotic checkpoint protein. NCBI's taxonomy places the organism in Eukaryota, Metazoa, Chordata, Actinopteri, Syngnathiformes, Syngnathidae. Gene Ontology annotation, cellular component: bub1-bub3 complex; nucleoplasm; mitotic checkpoint complex. Gene Ontology annotation, biological process: mitotic spindle assembly checkpoint signaling. The record is from RefSeq and is a predicted model, not a curated record. Bases 188 to 1156 code for a protein of 322 amino acids. Gene Ontology annotation, molecular function: ubiquitin binding. The transcript has 7 exons.
GGGAGUUUAAGCAUUUCGUUUCAGCCAAUCAACGACAGCUGCGUUACUUACCGAAAGCAGUUAGCACAUUAAAUUCGCAGAAUAUUUCUAAAUUUGUUUGCUAAGUAUUCUUGGAAAAAAACUCAAAACCUUUCGAAAAUAAACUUGUGUAUUCCCACAGGAAGCCAAUCCCUCGGUAUAAAGGAGCAUGGUCUCAAGUGAGUACAAACUGAACCAGGGCCCAGAAGAUGGCAUCACUGCGGUCAAGUUCUGCCCCACCGCAGCAAACUCUCUGCUGGUGUCUUCCUGGGACUGCUCGGUCCGCUUCUACGAUGCGGUGGCCAAUACCUUGCGCAUGAAGUAUCAACACUCAGCUCCGGUUCUUGAUUGUGCUUUUUAUGACCCAACACAUGCUUGGAGUGGUGAUCUGGAUAAUUAUUUAAAAAUGCAUGACUUGAACACGGACCAAGAUACCGUAGUGGGAAAACACGACGCAGCUAUUCGUUGCGUGGAACACUGCCCUGAGGUGAACGUCAUGGUGACAGGGAGCUGGGACAGAUCAGUCCGACUCUGGGAUCCGAGGGCGCCCUGCAACGCCGGCACAUUCACGCAACCUGACAAGGUAUACACGAUGUCUGUUGCGGGUGAUCGGCUGAUUGUCGGCACGGCGGGCAGACGCGUGUUAGUGUGGGACUUGAGGAAUAUGGGCUAUUUGCAGCAGAGGAGAGAGUCCAGUCUCAAGUUUCAGACACGUUGCAUCCGAGCCUUCCCAAAUAAGCAGGGCUACGUCUUGAGCUCAAUCGAGGGCCGCGUGGCCGUUGAGUACCUUGACCCGAGCCUGGAGGUCCAGAAGAAAAAGUACGCCUUCAAGUGCCACAGACUGAAGGAUGUCGCUGAGCAAGUCUACCCCGUCAAUGCUAUCUCCUUUCAUGGUGUGCAUAACACCUUUGCAACAGGUGGGUCUGAUGGUGUUGUCAACAUCUGGGACCCAUUCAACAAGAAGCGCCUGUGCCAGUUCCACCGUUACCCCACCAGCAUCGCCUCGCUGGCCUUCAACAGCGACGGCGGCUUGAUUGCCAUUGCCGCAUCCUACAUGCACGAGAUGGGUGACGUAAGCCACCCAGAAGACGCUGUAUACAUUCGUCAGGUCACUGACGCUGAGACCAAACCCAAGUGAGUCCCCUUCCUGCCCGGCACCUCGUCUGCCUUCGACUUUCCACCAGCCCAACAUAAUGCGGUCCUUAUAUACUGGCAUCUCAUGUAAAUUUCGAGUCACCAUCUUUGUAUUUCUGUUUUUCUUCUUUGAUAAUCUGUUCUUGUUUAUUUCAACUUCAUUUCUUGAUUAAAAAUUUUCCCCAUGUU